Phanerochaete carnosa HHB-10118-sp is the source of this 878-nucleotide messenger RNA. RefSeq lists its product as uncharacterized. The coding region runs from base 37 to 810 and encodes 257 amino acids. The transcript is spliced from 5 exons. The record is from RefSeq and is a predicted model, not a curated record. Gene Ontology annotation, molecular function: oxidoreductase activity. Lineage: Eukaryota; Fungi; Basidiomycota; Agaricomycetes; Polyporales; Phanerochaetaceae.
CUCCUUCUCCUCCGUCCCAAAGCACAAACCGAAAAGAUGGUCGUAUCACUCAUUGGCAAGACUGUUGUGGUCGUCGGAGGCACUUCUGGCAUAGGCUACGGCGUCGCAAAAGCGAGCCUGCUCUCGCAGGCGGCGCGCGUCGUCGUCGUGGGCACCACCAAAGAGAAGGCGGAGCGCACGGUCCAACGUUUGCACGCAGAUAUCGCCGCAGAGACCGCCAGCGCCCCUGCGGGGACCCUCCCGUCCAUCAAUGGCACUAUCACGCCCGACGCACUCGACGCACACGACCUUACGUCCGUGAGCGCGUUUUGUGAGCGCGUGGGCGAAGUCGACCAUCUUGUCUGGACUAGUGGCGAUGCACUUCGCACAGGCUUCCCACAGAAUCUCGAUGAGAACCGGGACAUAUUUGAUGUACGGUUCUGGGGCGCUGCACAAGCUGCGCAGUCUAUCAAGAUUCGUCCGGGCGGGUCUAUUACACUGACAAUUGGCGCGGCCAUUGCUCGUCCUCGCAAGGGAUGGUCGCUGGUUGUCAGUAUCAUCGGUGCGGUUGAUGCGCUCGUUCGCGGUCUUGCCGUAGACCUCGCUCCUGUGCGCGUGAACGUCGUCUGCCCUGGCAUCGUCGACACGGAGCUCUGGAAAGACAUGAAUACUGCUACAAAGCAGGGUAUGUUCGAAGCCGCCGCGAAGUCACUCCCCGUCGGGCACGUAGGCAGUCCAGAAGAGAUCGCCGAGGCUUACCUUUUCUUGAUGAAGUGUGGUUUUAUCACAGGUCAGCGCAUCGAAGUCGAUGGAGGGAGCAGGCUCGCGUGAGGGUAAUAUUUUGUGUAUAGCAAGAGCCUGUAUAUGAAUGACUGUGAAUAAUACCCAAUCAGAAUCUG